Messenger RNA from Drosophila mojavensis, 2044 nucleotides. It is a transcript of the gene MESR6, whose product is annotated as UPF0489 protein C5orf22 homolog. The record is from RefSeq and is a predicted model, not a curated record. The transcript is spliced from 2 exons. NCBI's taxonomy places the organism in Eukaryota, Metazoa, Arthropoda, Insecta, Diptera, Drosophilidae. Bases 244 to 1641 code for a protein of 465 amino acids.
GCUUUUUGUCUUGUCUCUCUGCCUCCCACUUGCACAAUCCCACUUUUUCCCCCCAAAAAAUCGUUUUCGACUGUAUUUGUAUUGUUUGCAUUAAAACAAACGGCGUCGAACGCCGAGUGUCGAGGUCGUCUGCCUUGCUGAUAUAUAUAUCUAUUUUUUUGGUGAAAUAUAGUCUGCGUCAUUUCGCACGCGCCGCCAACUGCAUCAAAAGAGUUCGAGUAAGAUUUAAUUCAAAUUGCAACGAUGGAAUCGGAUACGACGGAAAUAGAAAGUACGGCGGCGGCGGCGGCGGAGUUGCAGACGCCGCUACAAAGUGAAAGCGUUGUGGGCGGCAAGGGGGAAGACAAAGUCGAAGGCGACGCGACACCUCCGCCUCACAAGCGGCAGAAAACCGAAAAGGAUGAUGAUGCAGAUGCAGAUGAGCCGAAGGAGAAGCAAAUAGAAGAGUCCGAGGAGCAGGUGCCUCAACUGGUUGCUGUGGAGCGGUCACAGAUCAGCUUGCGUCAGUUCAAUCGCAUACCCGUCUUCAUUGUGGACUAUCACAACGAUGUGCUGGAGUUCAUCUACAGAUGCCUGGCCUCACGGCAUUUGCCGCUGGAGCGUAAUGUCUUGGUACAUUUCGAUUCUCAUCCGGAUUUGGUGGUGGAUCGCGAUAUACCAGCCAGCGCCAGCUACGACAAGGACGUCAUGCUCAACGAGUUGAGCAUCGAGAACUGGAUUAUGCCCACCCUUUAUGCAGGUCACUUCAAUCGCGUUGUCUGGCUGAAGAACUCGUGGUGCCAGCAGAUUCCCACAGGCAAGCAUCAGUUCAAGAUCGGGCACAAGGAGGAUCGCAUUGGUGUGGACUGUCCGCUGGACUAUUUCAUUUCCGAGGGCAACUAUUGCACCAGCGACGAGCUGCAGGAGGCGCGCUCUGUGGAGCUUCAGGUGCACGAUGCCGACAGCGAGGCGCUGGAUCCCGCAGAGUUUCUGUCCGAGAAGGACGCUGGGGCCUUUAUAUUGGAUAUUGACUUGGACUUCUUUAGCACAUCGAAUCCGUUUCUAGAAAUCUACAAAGAUGCCAAUUGCUAUGAGCAGCUGACGGAGAUCUUUCACUUCGAGAGCGUGGAGCCGGCCAAGCGGGCGGGCACAGCCACCAUAGCUGACUUUUGUGCCACAGCGGAGACGCGACAGAAGCAGCUGGAUGCAUUGAAGCGCAUCUUCUGGCAUCUGGAGGAGGAGCGCACCUUUGAUGGUCUCGAGCGACCCGACGAGUCAGUCAUCACGCCCCAGGUCUACGCCAAAAUUCUCCAUUUGGCUGAGCAACUGCAGGCGAAAUAUCCGGACGAUGAAAUCGAUUGGCUGCUCAUCUUCGACUCGGGCAGCACCACGGAUAACAAUGGACUGCCCCAUCAUAUAAGCACCACCAAGGAGCUGGAGGAUUACUUUGCGCACUUUAAGCGUUUCCUGCAACGUCUGCCCGUUCCGCCCGUGGCCAUCACAAUGGCGCAUUCGGCCCGGGAUGACUACUGUCCCCAGGAUCAGGUGGCGUUCAUCGAGGAGCAGGUGCUGCGGCUGCUGCGCGAGGUCUUUGGCGACAAACUGCACGAGAAGGCCAUCUUGCACUACAUGGACGAUCCGUGGGAUGUGAUGAAGCUCUAAGCAUAAUUCAGAUUAUUCAUAUAAUCAAUCAGAGAUCUGCUCCAUGUGGAUCGACAGCACCAAGUCGCAGCAUACGAAAAAGAAGAAGAAGAACAAGAAGAAAAAAGACUAGACUGCGUUCUUUUCCUUCUUUGUGUUCUUUUCUUUUGUGUUUACUCAAUGACUGACGCUUGCAACGAAACUUCUAAGUGAUUCCACACAACUGCAGCACGAAAGAUGAACUAAACUAACUACUAACAAAUUACUUAUUUUUUUACAUUAAUAAUUAUAAACAUACGUAACGUAUUUAUUAUACACAAAACGGAAACGAAACGAUACACAGUUACAAUAUACAUAUGCUACAUUUAUAUGAAGUCCUUGAAGCGUGAUUAUAAAUUAAACGCAAUAAAAUCAAAGAGAAUAA